Messenger RNA from Haemonchus placei, 312 nucleotides. Lineage: Eukaryota; Metazoa; Nematoda; Chromadorea; Rhabditida; Trichostrongylidae. The record is from the annotation of a GenBank genome assembly.
AUGAUGCGAGUCCUGUUUGCUAUCGCAGCGUGUCUGACCGCAUCGGAAGCCUGUACCUGCUUUCCAUUUCCAGCAUUGAGGGACGCGUUUUGCUACUCAAGCUUUGUGGCACAUGUGAGGGUGACAGGAAGUAUCGAAGACACCGAUUCUCGGACAAUUCGAUACAAUGUUCGGUAUCUCGAAACUUUUAGGAAUGAGACCGAAUCGAAGCAGCUACCAACAGAAAUCGUCACCGCUUCGACGACAGCUGCUUGCGGGGUCCAACUCAUAAACGGCACCGAAUACCUUAUUGGAGAGUUACUGUUGGUAUGA